Molecule: messenger RNA, 7650 nt
Organism: Felis catus (domestic cat)
Lineage: Eukaryota; Metazoa; Chordata; Mammalia; Carnivora; Felidae
Gene: RALGPS2
Product: Ral GEF with PH domain and SH3 binding motif 2
Exons: 20
Coding region: 225-1976 (583 amino acids)
Biological process (GO): Ras protein signal transduction; positive regulation of GTPase activity
Cellular component (GO): plasma membrane
Molecular function (GO): guanyl-nucleotide exchange factor activity
Source: RefSeq, a predicted model, not a curated record
GGCGGCGGGCGCUGAAUGAGAGACGCCGACUGCUCGGGUCGCCAGGCGCUAGCUUAGGCGGCGGCGGCGGCAGCGGCGGACCCUGAGGCCGGCGUCGUGUUCCCAUCCUCCGAGGCGACGGCCGCGGCUGCACAGGAAUAAUAAUGUAUUUGUGGCCUUGGACAUGAAGCAAUCAGUCUUCUGUUACUGUUAAUGUAGUGUCAAGGACUGAUGUUGUGGGAAGCAUGGACCUAAUGAACGGGCAGGCAAGCAAUGUUAAUAUUGCUGCUACUGCUUCUGAGAAAAGUAGCAGUUCCGAAUCAUUAAGUGACAAAGGUUCUGAACUGAAGAAAAGCUUUGAUGCUGUGGUAUUUGAUGUUCUUAAGGUUACACCAGAAGAAUAUGCGGGUCAGAUAACGCUAAUGGACGUUCCAGUAUUUAAAGCCAUUCAACCAGAUGAGCUUUCAAGUUGUGGAUGGAAUAAAAAAGAAAAAUACAGUUCUGCACCAAAUGCUGUUGCCUUCACAAGAAGAUUUAAUCAUGUAAGCUUUUGGGUUGUUAGAGAAAUUCUUCAUGCUCAGACAUUAAAAAUUAGAGCGGAAGUUUUGAGCCACUAUAUUAAAACUGCUAAGAAACUGUAUGAGCUGAAUAACCUUCAUGCACUUAUGGCGGUGGUUUCUGGCUUACAGAGUGCCCCAAUCUUCAGGUUGACUAAAACAUGGGCGUUACUAAGUCGAAAAGACAAAACUACCUUUGAAAAAUUAGAAUAUGUAAUGAGUAAAGAAGAUAAUUACAAAAGACUAAGAGACUAUAUAAGUAGCUUAAAGAUGACGCCUUGCAUUCCCUAUUUAGGUAUCUAUUUGUCAGAUUUAACAUACAUUGAUUCAGCAUACCCAUCAACUGGCAGCAUUUUAGAAAAUGAGCAAAGAUCAAAUUUGAUGAAUAACAUCCUUCGAAUAAUUUCUGAUUUACAGCAGUCCUGUGAAUAUGAUAUCCCCAUGUUGCCUCAUGUCCAAAAAUAUCUGAACUCCGUUCAGUAUAUAGAAGAACUACAGAAGUUUGUGGAAGAUGAUAAUUACAAGCUUUCAUUAAAGAUAGAACCAGGGACCAGCACACCACGUUCUGCUGCUUCCAGAGAAGAUUUAGUAGGUCCCGAAGUAGGAGCAUCUCCACAAAGUGGAAGAAAAAGCGUGGCCGCUGAAGGAGCCUUGCUACCGCAGACGCCACCAUCCCCUCGGAACCUGAUUCCCCACGGACAUAGGAAGUGCCAUAGCUUGGGUUACAAUUUCAUUCAUAAAAUGAACACAGCAGAGUUUAAGAGUGCAACGUUCCCAAAUGCAGGGCCAAGACAUCUAUUAGAUGAUAGCGUCAUGGAGCCCCAUGCACCAUCUCGAGGCCACGCUGAAAGUUCUACUCUUUCUAGUGGAAUAUCAAUAGGUAGUAGUGAUGGUUCUGAACUAAGUGAAGAGACCUCAUGGCCUGCUUUUGAGAGGAACAGAUUAUACCAUUCUCUCGGCCCGGUGACACGAGUGGUACGAAAUGGCUAUCGAAGCCACAUGAAGGCCAGCAGUUCCGCAGAAUCAGAAGAUUUGGCAGUACAUUUAUAUCCAGGAGCUGUUACUAUUCAAGGUGUUCUCAGAAGAAAAACUUUGUUAAAAGAAGGCAAAAAGCCCACAGUAGCAUCAUGGACAAAGUAUUGGGCAGCUUUGUGUGGGACACAGCUUUUUUACUAUGCUGCCAAAUCUCUAAAAGCUACAGAAAGAAAACAUUUCAAAUCAACAUCGAAUAAGAACGUAUCCGUGGUAGGAUGGAUGGUGAUGAUGGCUGAUGACCCAGAACACCCAGAUCUCUUCUUGCUGACUGACUCUGAGAAAGGAAAUUCAUACAAGUUUCAAGCUGGCAACAGAAUGAACGCGAUGCUGUGGUUUAAGCACUUGAGUGCAGCCUGCCAGAGCAACAGACAGCAGGUUCCUACAAACUUGAUGACUUUUGAGUAAAAGCCUAAGAAAGAAGCGAGGUGAACUAUUGCCCCUAAGUAAAAGCAAGGAGCUGAUGAAAGCGCCAGUAUAACCAGUUCUGUGCCAGGAGGAGCCCAGAGGCUCCGUCUCAGCCUUUGGAGUUCUGAACCAAAAAAGCACUAAUUUCAGGGAAUGAAGUGAGAUAUUCCCAGAGAACAAAUUGGAGUUACACAACAAACUGCCAUGGACCGCGCUUCUUUUCUCCGAACUGACCUGCAGAAACCACUGCCUUAAAAGAAUGAAAGGGAAACCAACAUGAAACACCAAAUAGUGCGUGUGACUCUUCCGGCGGUGCUGUGCUUGGGAUAGAUCAUAGCUGAUUUGCAUUUCUUUUAACUUUGUACUAAUUUUGGAGGGGGGAAUCGCCUUUUUUAGAAACACUUUAAAAAGGAAAAACAUAUUUCUUAUGGGUCAUGUGAGGGGCUGGUUUUGAACUGAGGUGUGAAGAUACAUCCCUGCCCAAGUAGGAUGCUGCCAGCAGCCUACCUGAAAGGCUGCUUUGGUUUCCAGUAAUCUGCAGCCUCACUGGCUUUGCCACAGCGAGAGUUUAGGAAUUAGACGUGUUCACAAUGUGAGUGGUUGGGGUGUGUUCGGGGCUGGGGGUGGGGUUUGCUUUGAAUGAGGGGAGUUUUUUUUAGACACUAAAGUUCUGAAAUAUAGUACUGUAUGGGGAACCUCAUUUCCUGCAGGAGGCAUAAAGGCUGAGUGUUCCUGUUUCAGACGCUCUUUCAAGUGGGCUCCAGAAAACAUGGUUGUUUUUAACUGGGUUUGAAGUUUAGCCUUUUAUUUGAAUUCAUUGUUGGACCACAGAUCUGCUUAGGAAAGAACCGUAAUCCCAACCUAAACUUUUCUGAGAUUUUACAGUAACUACAUUUUUUUCAAGUUAAUUGAAUUAACCCUUCUGCCAGUCACUGGUGAUUUUUGUUAUCAAGGUGAUGUAUUGAUAUUUCAUCAGAAUAUUUUCUUUUACAGGGUGUAAUGUAUACAAUGCCAGUUUUUUUUUAUUAGUCAUUUUCAUUAUUUUUGUUAAAUAGGAGAUUCAGGGUCACAUUUGUUUAUAAGAGCUUCCACAUGUGUAUGUGUGUAUGUAUUUUAUUAUAAGGCAUACGAAAUAAUUUUAAAAGGGAAAAAGGGGAAAGAUUGAGAUUCUGGGAAUCUUCAGUUUAUCAAAACUUUCCUUCUCCCAUAACUUUCCUUUAUAAAAAACAUUUUUCUGAAAACUUACUGUUGGUCCCUGCCAUGAAACCAUUACUUCAUCAGUAGUUGACCAAGCUGUUUUGUGAGAGCUCUUCUACACUACAGUACAUUUAAUUUCCAGAAUAAAUGUUGAAUUGCAGAAAGAAAAAAAAGCUCAAAGGUGAACUGCCUUAGAGUUUUAACAAAAAAAUGGCACUUGGACAAUAGCUAUGUGUUAGAUGCUGUAAGCUCAUGGGGCACCGUGUAACUUAGCAGUGGCCCAGAGUAAGAAAUGCUUUUUGACUGAUACCUUCCAAUAAACUUGUAAUACUUUGGGCCUCACAUAAAAUUUCUUACAUUUGCAUUCUUAGAGAGUUUUAUACUUUUUUUAAUCAUCAAUAUUUCACUCUUGAAACUUAAAUAUUAAAUAGAAAAUAUUGCCCACAGAAUAAUUAGCUAAAAAUCUAUCCAAAGGAAAGUAGAAGAGCUUUUGGGAAAGGAUAUGAACAGUUCAAAUAUUUUUCUCAUAUAGCACAGUUAGAAAUACCAUUAUUUCUGGUUUUGUGGAAAGUGACAGAGGCUAGAGAGGGCAAAAUGUUGCCUGUGGUAAAUGAUUUUUCAGUUAAUGACCUCCCAGGCUGAACCCACGUCAGGUACAUAGAAAGAUACCACGUGCAUAGCCAACAGUAUUACUAUAUAGACCUUGCACAUCUUUCUUUGGUUUUGCAUUUUUAAAAAAUUCCUUAAUUUGUCUAUUUCUCUUCAGAAAUAAGUGUUUUUAACAGUGUAUGUGCUUUUUAAAAUACUGUGGAUGAAAACCCUGUGGAUUUUUUACUAUUAUGUUCUCAUAAAUAAGCUAAAGUAGAUAUGUUGUAGGUUAACCAUAUUUGUGGAGAUUUGCAAUUGAAGUCAGAGCCUGACAUCACACAGUUUUGCCAAAGAGAGAGCUAAACUGGAAGACGUGUUUGAUAUUUUCAGCUCUAAACGUUAAGGGAUGCUUGCACAGAGAAAGAGUAGCUUUCAAAUGUGGUAAACAGUCCCCGUACAGGAUUGUGGCCUCCGGCUGACCGAAACUCUUAACAGAACUGUGCAGUAGAAGUAGCCAUUGCUCUUCUGUCUUCAAAUUUGUCUAUUCAAAAGAUUAUACGUUGCUUUUGAGGAUUAUUUUAGCAUUUGAAGCAAAUGGAAACCAGUGAAAGCAGGGAAUUAAAAUAGCAUAGGUGAAUUUUUGAUCUGUAAUUCACCAAAUGAUCUAACAAUUGAAACAAAGAAAAUAGGUCACCAAAAUAAUAUUAAAUAUUUAGGUAGUUUAUUAGUAGAAAGAUGAAAUGUUUUCCUCUUAUUAAGCCUACGCUUAAUAAAUUAGUAAACGAGUGACUCCAAAGCUUGAGAUUUCUAUCAAUAUUACACUCAUUUUUUUCUCCUAGCCGAGAACAACUCAUUAGAAAUUCCAUUAUAAUUUAAAUUUAAGCUAGUUUACAAUAAGCAUAAAUAUUGGCGUAUUAUACUGCCUGGUGUAGUAGUAUAUAAUACUAGCCAAAAUACAAUUUGAGGCACAUGUAAUUUAACAGUUUAUUUGAACACGGAAGCUUAUUUUUCAUACAGAAGUAACAUCAGUUUUUAAAAUACAACUAUAAAAAUACCUGCAUAAUAAUGGCCUUCAGAGCACUAGCUUCAGUUUCAUGCCCCCUCCGGGGUUUGGACUUUGCUGUUUUGUUUUCUUUUCUUUUCUUUUUUUCCCCAGAGGUAUUAUUUUUACCGUGAUCUUCAAACUAUAAGAAUUGAAAGAGAACUCAUCAAACACACCUUCCUAUAGCAUUUUCCUCACUAUGUGAAUAUUAUUAAUUUUAUAAACAUUACAAAAAGGGAUCCCAACAAUUUGAGUAUUUUUUUUUUCUCCCUAGGUCUGUGCUUCAAUGACAAUCUUUUUUUUUUUUUUCUUCUGCAUAAAAAAUGCCACAUGACUAUUGCACUACCUUCUGUAUGGACUGUUACGGUAUUGGGUCCCCCGGUAUGUCAAGAGUUAGGGUGUUUAUAGCUACAGAGUUUUAAUAAGUGGCUUUAUUCCUCUUCUGGGUGACUUACAAAAGAGCCCAAGGAGCACUAUUGUUGCAGAAGGAAUGUUUACAGUCUCUAGUGUCUACACUGUGUAUUAGUUGACACGGGGGCCCUCGAAGAACAGCCUAGCCUGUCGCUCUCUUGGAGUUACUAGAAUUUACCUGGCCAAAUGACUUGAGCAGAAGUCUUUUUUUUUUUUUUCUUAAGAUUAAAUCUGUAAACUAUACACCUUUACUGCUGAAAACAAAACUAUAAAGCGUCGUAUUAAUUGGAAAUCAAUAAUAAUAGUAGACUUAAUCUAUUAACUUCUUAAAAGAAUGUAUCCAUUAUUGAUUUUCUUCUUGUUUUUUGAGGCACGUUCCUUUGCACCCAGUUUUUAAACCAACCCGUUACCUUCUGCAAAUGCAGGGUACCAGUGUUGCUUAACAGAAGGUAAUUUUUAAUAAAAGAAAUCUUCUGCUUCAAAGGAUCUCUUUUUGAAAGUGAAGAUGAAUUCAGCUGUGCCCCAGUAAAACUAUAGUAUUGCUGUCACAUGGACAAACGAUCCAAAGCAAGUGGUGAGGUUUACCUGACUUCUUCGGUGGUCUUUUAGGGUUUGUUUUUAUUUUCUCUCUCUUCUUUUAUACUGGUUUUUUCAGACAUAGUAAAUUUAUGGUUUUACAGCCAGAGUGAUACUCUGUUCUUUCUAAGCUUUGAGAAAAACAUUGUUACUUAAUCACAUUGAGGAUCAUUGUUUUCCACGUGAAGUCAACCUUUUUUAAAUGAUUUAAUAAGUACUUUUUGGUUUUGCUCCCCUAAAAAUGGCUUGUGACUAAAGUGACCUCUUUUUUUUUCCCCCGUUCCGAGGAUUCUAAUGAAAGAUAUGUGCAUGCAAACUCUUUCAGGUUAUUGAAAGCAAUUUCAUUAUACCAGUAUCUCAAGUGGUAGUGUGGGGAAAAUUUGGUCAGUGCCUUAACACUUUGAGGACCAAUUUUAGGGCAUCGAAUACGACGAUAAUCCUCUGCCCUGUUGCUUGUCGGAUUUCAGGAGUGUGUGCUAUCCUGUGUCCACCAGCUUACUCCUUCUCACAGCAGGUGCAAGACAGUCUGUACACAGGCCUCCAGGCAGUUGCUGCUGUCCUCCUUGGUCUUGAUUCUUCUUUAGACGGGCUCCCUCCCUGCCCCUCUCCUGCCAGGGGAGAUUAAAACGAAACCCGCCCAAAUCAACCUUUAGAUGCGCACUUUUAUGAUCAGCUUUGAAGAGCAUCCAUCCAGCUGAGUUUGGUUUUAUUUUGUGUUGUUGAUGUUGUCGUUUUGAGCAUAGAUUUAAUUCUAAAGACCUUUCAGAAAAUCCCUAGAAGAAUACAUUAUAGCCAGAAGGAUUUGUUGAGAACCUUAUUAAAGCUACUGAAAUCUUGUAAUGAUAAUCUCUUUGACAAAAAAGCGAAAUUUAGAUUGGUUCAUUCUUACAUUUAAAUAAGACUCAGAACAAACAGGCAGUCACUUAACCUACCAGUUCUUGUUUGCUUGAAAAUACUAUUGCAGGAAAGUGAAAAUAACUCUAAUGUCUAAAUUAAAGGGAAGCUAAGAGACUAAACUAGCUUUCUCAGUCAAAACAAAACUUGGAAACGUUUUGCUUCUGAGACUCUUGCAAGAUAUGGACGACUGUUGUUCAACUGAGUCAAGAUGCUAUUUUCACAUUUUUUAAGGGCUAGUAUGUUUCAGAAUACAGAAGUAGAUACCGUCUUUAAAGAGUUAACUGAUCCUUAAGGGUUAUUAACAGGAUUUAAAUUUUGAUUCUAGUCACCUGGCCUUGCAGAGUGGUGAUGGGAUGAAAGGAAUGGAAUGCAUAUAGUGGCUUUGGGAUGAGACUUUUAAUAGACCAGAGAGAUUUUCAUAAAUAUUAUCUGUGUUUUAGAUACUAACAAAUAUUAACUUUCCCCUAAAGAUAUCACCUAUUAGAACUACUACAUAAAUAGAGUCCAGUAAUCAUCGACUUAUCAGGUCUGACACAGUAGCUGCUCAUAAAUCACCAGACUCUCAAGAGUUUCUACAUCUUGAUUAUUGACAAAUUUAUUGUUUUAUAGCCCAGUGCAGUGUGUAUGUGUGGGGAGGACCGGGGAACUCGUUCACAAUGUCAUCUAAAGGAGAUAAACAUCUGUGGGCAUAAAUAUCCCAGUGAUGAUAAUAUACAGGAAAACACAAGCCAUUUUUAUUCUUCUUUAUCCCAGUUAACCUGAGGUACUCCCGUGAUGAAGCACUCAGUUGCACUAUGACCUCCCUGAGUGAUGUGCAGCUUGGUUCCUCUCUCAUUUUUUGUUUCUGUUUAAUAUGCAGAUGUGAGUGUGAGGUCUUCAGUGUGUUUGCAUAAGCUAACUUAAAAUGAAUUUAAGUACAGUUUUCUGAAAUAUUUCUAUUGAAAUAAAUUACUUAAAAAUAUA